GCUUGUGUCUAACAGGCACACUCCUUUGCUGCAGACGUCGGGGGCACGGACAGAAUGCUGGCUCCAGGCAGCAGAAGUGAGUGUCUCAGAUGAUAAACUCCGAACUCAGUCAACUCAGCAGCUUCUCAAGCUGUGGGCAGGCGCAUACUGGGAAAGGAAAUUUUGAGAGAGGUAUUGAACAAUUUAGACAACGUCCUAAGGGCUUUUACAACGCAAACGCCUUCAAGCUUCACUAAAACCCUGCGAGCUGACGACUACUACUAGUUUUUACAACUCGGGAGUGAGGCAUCGCUUCUAAGGAUGGGGGCACGUUCCCAGCCCAAGCUGCCAGGAGCAGAGCUCCGGUUCCCCGCCACCGCCGCGCCGCUCCCUCCCUCUGCGCAUGUGCAUCCCCGCCUUCUCCUCCCGGCGCGUCCUUCCCCAGCCUCCAGCCCCUCGUGGGAAACCUUCCCUGGCUUCCGGGUCCACGCGGCGAGGGAGCUGCGGGAACAAGUGUCAUUCAAAGAUGUAUGUGUGGACUUCACUCAGGAAGAGUGGUAUCUGCUGGAUCCUGCUCAGAAGAUACUAUACAGAGAUGUGAUUCUAGAAAAUUACAGCCACCUUGUUUCAGUCGGAUAUUGCUUUACUAAGCCAGAAGUGGUCUUCAAGAUAGAGCAAGGAGAGGAGCCCUGGAUAGUAGAGGCAGGAUUCCCAAGCCACUGCCACCAAGAAGACUGGAAAGUUGACGACCUGAUAGAGAGCAGCCAGGACAAUGAAGAUGAACAUUUUUGGCAACUUGCUUUCACUGCCAACAAAAUAUUAAAUAUAGAUAGUGGUGCUAGAGUAAGAAAAACUUUCAAUUUGGGCACAGAUUCUGUUUCUUCAAGAAAUUUUCCAUAUAAGAUAUGUGACUCGUGUGAAAUGAGUUUGAAAAAUAUUUCAGGCUUAAUUAUUAGUAGAAAGAGCUAUUCUGGAAAGAAGUCUGAUGAGUUUAAUGCAUAUGAGAAAUUGCUCCUAGACAUCAGACAUGAGAAAACUCCUCCUGGAGGGAAGUCUUAUAAAUAUAAUCAAAAAAGAAAUGUGCUCAAUCAUAACCACAAUCUCAAUCAGCCAAUUUUUGACCAGCCUUCUGAUUAUAAUGAAAAUGGACCAGCCUUCCAUGAGGAAGCAGCAUUUUUCACAAACAAGAAAAUACAGCUAGGAGAGACGCUCUGUAAAUACAGUGCAUGUGGAAGAACAUUCCUCCAUAGUUUAGAACUCGGUUUAUCUCAGAGAACUCAUUUGGAGAUGGAGCCAUAUGAAUGCAACAUUUGUGGGAAGUCCUUCUGCACCGAGUUAAGAUUGGGACAUCAGAGAACUCUCCCAGGGGAGUCUCCUUAUGAAUAUAAUGACUAUGGGCAAACCUUUUGUGAUGACUCAACUUUCAUUAUCCAUCAGGGAACCUAUGCAAGAAAGAUGCCCCACGAAUAUAAAGUGAAUCAUAAAAUGUGGGGAAAGUCAGAUCUCUUUAAACAUCAGGUAGUACACAUGGGCAAAAAACCUUAUGAGCACAAUGAAAAUAGAAAUAACUUCAACAAGAAGUCACAUCUCACCCAACUUCGAAGAGCUCACUCAGGAGAAAAAACCUUUGAAUGUGGUGAAUGUGGGAAAACAUUCUGGGAAAAGUCAAACCUCACUCAGCAUCAAAGAACACACACAGGAGAGAAACCCUAUGAAUGUACUGAAUGUGGGAAAUCUUUUUGUCAGAAACCACACCUUACCAACCAUCAGCGAACACAUACAGGAGAAAAACCCUAUGCAUGUAAGCAGUGUGGAAAAACGUUCUGCGUAAAGUCAAACCUCACAGAACAUCAGAGAACACACACGGGGGAGAAACCGUAUGAAUGUAAUACGUGUGGGAAAUCCUUCUGCCACAGGUCAGCCCUAACUGUCCAUCAGAGAACACACACAGGGGAGAAACCCUUUAUAUGUAAUGAAUGUGGGAAAUCCUUCUGUGUGAAGUCAAACCUCAUUGUACAUCAGAGAACUCACACGGGAGAGAAACCCUAUAAAUGUAAUGAGUGUGGGAAAACCUUCUGUGAAAAAUCAGCUCUCACUAAACAUCAGAGAACUCACACAGGAGAGAAACCCUAUGAGUGUAAUGGAUGUGGGAAAACCUUUAGUCAGAGGUCAGUACUGACGAAACAUCAGAGAAUUCACACGAGGGUGAAAGGUCUUCCAACAUCCUGAUGUCCAGAAGCCUCCACCCACCCUUUCAAAUUCUUACACCAUUUUUGAAAAUGAGAUGAAUGAGACCCAAAGAAUGCUUCACGUUACUAGAAAGCGACCUCUUGUACUUCAAAUAAUGAAUAUGUGAACCCUCUCAAAAACUGAAAUUUUUCAUCAGAAAAUUUAUAUUGAGGGAAGUUUAUUCAUUUAAGUACUGUGGUAAAAAUUGUCUAGAAUUUAUGUUGUGUCAUACUCCAGAUGUGAUGCAAAUUUUAUUGUAAAUACAGUGGAUGGCAUUCAUUCAUACCCAUAUUCACAGUGGAAUCUGAAGCUUAAAAUCACAGCAGCAUUAAACAUUGGUGUGAAGCAUCCCUGACAAUUGCAGGCCCGAUGUGGGAGUAUCACAGAAAUUGGAUAUAUGCUUGAUUUGCAAAUUGGGAUUGCAAGUUCACAAUGAACUUGUGAAGAGAAAAUAUCCCCUCAUUAAAUAACUUAGGGUCUAUAUUAAUAUUUCCCACACUAAAUACCACCAGUGUCUUUAUGCGUUGGCAUAAAUAUAUAUGUAUAUAUAUGUAGAUGUAAAUAUAUUUAUACACAUAAACCCACACAGAUGCAGUGGUAUGUUAGAGUAAGCUCGUAAUGGCUUGCAAGUACUGCUGAUGGUUAGAUUUCCAGGAAUUUUGUGAGCCAGUUUUUCAACAUAGUAAUUAUUUAAAAAUUAAAUUAUAUUAAAAACAAAGGUAAAAAAUACUCACCACUCCUUGCUUCCUAAUUAUUUUAUAGUAUGUUGCUAUUAUCUUUCUUCUUUAGGUCACUUACAUUAUCGAGUCUGCAUGGUGAAAAUACCAUAUAACAUGUGCACCCUCUCCUCUCUUCCCCACCUCUGCACUCAGUGUUGUCAUGUGGGUAGCUUGGCUUUAGUGGGGGUGUCUACACCCUGGAAAUUGGUAAACUCUACAAAGUGGUUUUUUUUUUUAUUUUAUUAGAGAGCCUGUUGUCAAAUAUUUACUAGCACACCACUGUGUAUAUAUGAAAACAUAUUUGGAAAACUUAAAGUACAAACUAUAUAUCCUACUCCCUGUUCCAUUUCCUGCCAUAAAUAAGUGGCUGUGGCCAUUACUGCUGAACUGCCUCUUCAAUAAAGAACCCCAAAUCUAUUUUUGUGAGGUUUUUUUUUAACUACUUCUGCAUCAGUCUUCAUUGUAAAUACUACCAGAACCUCUUUGUAGUUUGGCCAGUCUGUUAUUUUACAACCACAUCACCACUCUUUCCUCUGACGUUACCGGCAUAUAUGAGGGAGUAUGGCUGUUGUUACUGAACUACUUCCCUAAAGAACCCAAAUCGUAUUUUUCUGAGGUUUUUCAGCUGCCUCUGGGUCAGUCUGUAACAUCAGUUAUGAACAGGAAUACUCCCUACACUCCACAAAUAAAAGCAGUAUGGUGCACUAGAAUGCCACUUUCAUUUUGUUUGGUUGUUGUAUCUACUUAGGCAUGAUCCGUUGUAUGUGUCCCAGGAACUAGGACUAUGUAAUUGUUUUUAAAAUAAUAGGAUGUCAUAUACUGUCUCCUCUUCCUUUGUCCUACUGUUUCCUAUGCCUCUUUGGAACACAGUGGUCAGCAGUUCCAAGGACACUGCCCACCCAGUACCCAAUCUCUACUUCAUACUUGCUGGGCUCUGUUUUGUUUCUCUUUCCAUCCCCUUUCCCCAUCCCCUACCAUCAGGUGAUUUAGGACUAAAUCCAGAUUAAGGUAAUCAUGGAGAUGCUAACCUAAAUUCUAUUGGGAUGGACAUGUGAACAGUGAGAUGUUUGGAAAACAUUUUGCAGUACUUCUGGGCAAGAUCUCAGUGAUAAAAUACUGUCGUGACAUGAGAAGAUACCAGGAGAGAUUGUCUCUCUUAUGCUGGAUUUUUUUUUUCAUGUUUGUAUGUUAUACCAAAUUAUAGCUUGUUGCCCUGAAGGGCAAUAGCCUGAAGAGAAUAAUAGACAAAAUGGAAAAAGCCGGCUCAGAGGUGACAUCAUUGAGCUGCACAACUCCAUCUAGAUCUGUUCUCUGCUAGGACCUUAUAUUACUGCAGUAGUAAUGGUUUCUUAAUGAUGCUUAGGGCUGUCACUUAGAGCUGAAGCAUUCCUGCUGGUACUGAUGAGUACUUAGUUCUAAGUGUUUAUAUUCUAUACAGUGAUUUGGAGGAAGAAUACUUUCUUCUGACAAGUUAAUACAGGUAUAGCUCUUUGUAUCAGCCUUGGUUCUGAUGAAAAACAGAAUUCUACCCCAACUAAGAUUCUAAUGGCAGACUUGUUACAGUGGGGUGGGCCAGAAACAAGGGGUACUGACACACCCCGGGGGUAGCAUCACUGAGAAUCCAUGUCCAGUCUAAAUCCUUAAGGGGCAAUGGAUAGAGACAAGAGUCACCAGAGCCCAAUAAGAGCUGCUGUCGUGGAGGAGAGACUGUCUCCUAGGAGAUGCUGUCACUACCAGAAUUGUGGCACUGAUGCUGGUGCCUCCCUUUGGAACACUGAGCCCAGUGCUAUGUGCACGUGAGCCCAGGUGGGCACAGGUUAGCCCAGGAGAGCAGAGAAAGGGGACGCAGGUCUGGGUGGAACCAAGGGGUGAUAAGCAGCUCAGUGUGUUUUCAUUUCUGUAAAUUCCUAUGUAAAGUAUCUGUAUUAGAAAUAAACUUACUCUACUAGUUGCUUCA
This is a messenger RNA of Suricata suricatta (meerkat), 4884 nucleotides long. It is a transcript of the gene ZNF248, whose product is annotated as zinc finger protein 248. Lineage: Eukaryota; Metazoa; Chordata; Mammalia; Carnivora; Herpestidae. The coding region runs from base 301 to 2208 and encodes 635 amino acids. The transcript has 4 exons. Gene Ontology annotation, molecular function: RNA polymerase II transcription regulatory region sequence-specific DNA binding; DNA-binding transcription repressor activity, RNA polymerase II-specific. Gene Ontology annotation, cellular component: nucleus. Gene Ontology annotation, biological process: negative regulation of transcription by RNA polymerase II. The record is from RefSeq and is a predicted model, not a curated record.